Molecule: messenger RNA, 1746 nt
Organism: Penicillium cataractarum
Lineage: Eukaryota; Fungi; Ascomycota; Eurotiomycetes; Eurotiales; Aspergillaceae
Product: acyl--CoA ligase
Exons: 6
Coding region: 1-1746 (581 amino acids)
Molecular function (GO): CoA-ligase activity
Source: RefSeq, a predicted model, not a curated record
AUGGUCUUCCUGCCUGACCAGCGAUUUGGUUCGCUGGGACACGUCCCAGAUGACGUUCCCAUCAACGAGUUCAUGCUGAAUGAGAAGUAUGGACGAGUGCCACAUGCCCAAUCGAGGGACCCCUACACCUGCGGCUUGACGGGGGAGACGAGCUCGUCGCGCGAGGUCGUGGACCGAGUUGAUCACAUUGCGCGAGGGCUCGCGAAGGAGUUUGGAUGGUCUCCCAACCAGGGAACGGAAUUCGAUAAGACGCUGGCUGUCUUCAGCGUGAACACGAUUGACUCGUUGCCUUUCUUCUGGGGUGUACACCGACUGGGCGGUGUUAUUUCGCCCGCUAAUGCAGCCUACUCGGCCGCCGAGCUGAAGCACCAGAUUUUAGAUUCUGGCGCAAAGGCUCUUUUCACCUGUGUUCCUCUCCUGUCGGUCGCUUUGGAUGGUGCGGCCCAGGCUGGGUUGCCCAAGAACAAGAUCUAUUUGAUUGAUGUGCCAGCCCCUAUUCUGGGAGGUGUGAAGGCCCCGACCGAAUUCAAAUCCGUCUCCCAGCUGGCGGAAGCUGGCAAGUCGCUCCCUGCGCUGGAGCCGUUGAAGUGGGGACCUGGAGAGGGAGCGCGACGCACUGCAUUCCUAUGCUACUCCAGUGGAACUUCUGGUUUGCCGAAAGGUGUGAUGAUCUCCCACCGCAACGUUAUCGCCAACACGCUGCAGAUCCAGGCGUUCGAACGGAGCCAUCGUGAUGCAAAGCAACCCAAGGAUGGAAAAUCUGUGUACUCAGACGUCAGCCUCGGUUUGCUCCCGCAAAGUCACAUUUACGCAUUGGUCGUCAUCUGCCAUGCUGGUGCCUACCGUGGGGACCAGAUCAUCGUCCUGCCCAAGUUUGAGCUCAAGUCAUACCUCGCAUCGAUUCAGAAGUUCAAGAUCACUAGUCUCUUCCUGGUUCCUCCAAUUAUUAUCAACAUGCUCCGCAGCCAGGACGUUUGUUCCAAGUAUGAUCUGAGCACUGUGAAGACUCUUUUCACGGGAGCUGCGCCAUUGGGUAUGGAGACUGCGGCCGACUUUUUGAAGAUCUACCCCAAUGUUCUUAUUCGCCAAGGAUACGGUCUCACCGAAACGUGUACCGUUGUCAGCUCUACACACCCUGAUGAUAUCAUGCUUGGCUCCUCCGGUUGUUUGGUCCCUGGCUUCGAGGCCCGCAUCGUGUCUCCCGAGGGCCAGGAGAUUACCGCCUACGAUACCCCCGGUGAACUGGUUGUGCGCUCCCCCAGUGUGGUGCUGGGAUACUUGAACAACGACAAGGCCACCAAGGAGACAUUCGAGGAUGGAUGGAUGCGCACCGGUGACGAGGCUGUCGUUCGCAAGGGACCCAAUGGGACAGAGCAUGUCUUCAUCGUGGACCGCAUCAAGGAGUUAAUCAAGGUCAAGGGUCUGCAAGUAGCGCCCGCCGAGCUCGAAGCACACCUCCUCACCCACCCCGCCGUGGCAGACUGUGCCGUCAUCGCCAUCCCUGACGAUGCAGCCGGCGAACUCCCCAAGGCAAUCGUCGUCAAGUCAGCCUCCGCCGGCUCCGAUGAAGCCGCCGCCGAAGCGAUCAAGAAGCAUGUUCAGGAUCACAAGGCUCGGCACAAGUGGUUGAAGGGCGGUGUUCGCUUUGUGGAUGCUGUUCCCAAGAGUCCCAGUGGAAAGAUCUUGCGCCGUCUGCUGCGUGAUCAGGAGAAGGAGGCCAGGAGAAAGGCUGGUGCGAAGAUCUAG